This is a messenger RNA of Penicillium lagena, 2703 nucleotides long. Its product is annotated as putative phospholipid metabolism enzyme regulator. NCBI's taxonomy places the organism in Eukaryota, Fungi, Ascomycota, Eurotiomycetes, Eurotiales, Aspergillaceae. Gene Ontology annotation, biological process: vacuole inheritance; positive regulation of phosphatidylinositol biosynthetic process; protein localization to vacuolar membrane. Gene Ontology annotation, cellular component: fungal-type vacuole membrane; PAS complex. The record is from RefSeq and is a predicted model, not a curated record. The coding region runs from base 1 to 2703 and encodes 900 amino acids. The transcript has a single exon.
AUGGCUGCGGAGUCCGAGAGGCCGCCCUACCUCAACGGCGCCUCUGACGGGAACAGAGAUGCAGAUUCGGACCCGGCGCAGCGGUCGGGCGCCGAUGGUGACAUGAAGGAACCGCUGCGGCCGGCCGCUGUUAGAUCCCAGCCUCAGGCGAUGUCCCAAGUGCCAAAACUCACCCCCAGUUUGCGGACCUCGCCUAACCCGGCGUCCGCCUCCAACUCGGUCGUUUCCUCGCGCGAAAACUCACCCGUUCGAUCUCGUACUGCACAUUCUCCAACGGCCAGCCGAGUGCCCUCUCAAACACGCAGAGGCAGUCAGAGUCAAGAUCGCAGCAGUCCCACCCGGUCGACCAGUCAGACAUCAGGACGAACUACACCAUCCCCGACACCGGCUCAGCUGGGCAACACCCCCGUCCUUUCUCCCUCGUCUACUACCGAACCACCAGCCAAUGUUCCCGAAAAGUCCAACAUGCCAUCAUGGGCUGGAAGUCGUCGCCCGGAUCAAGAUCCCAACCUGCCGAAUACCUCACACAAGAGAUCCACGCUACCGCCGUCGGAAGAGCAUGGUUCCAAGAUUGACCGCAGCACAACCCGAGCAGUGACAAGGGGCGCCAGUGGGCCAGGAUCCUCUCUGGAAACGGUUCAGGAGAUGGCAAGUAAUCCGUCCACUCCGUCCAGUGAUACCCCCGUCAAGCCGGUGACCCCGGAAGAGUCCCGGUUGGACAAGAUCGAUGAAGAUGUGACCCCACGAGCCUCAAAGCAGGGCACGGAAAGCGGCAGCGAUAGUGGUGGCAACCGCAGCUCGGGGACAAAGGAGGAAGAUCUACAAGGACGUCCUUCAGGCCCGGCGAAAACAUCUGGGACUAUCAUGCCGCAACGGUCGUUCACUUCGCUUAGCGCUGGCGCUCGCGGGAAGCCCGCCGACGGCUCAGUCCGCAAUAUGAUCGUCGAAACAGAGACGGUCAGCUCAAUACCUCAAGUGUCCUUGGGAGUCCCGUCCGGUGAACGAGGCAAUGCCGGUCGGUCGGAUCAGGGUACUCUGCGCAUGAAACCAUCCACUGAGACGAUCCGGCCUCGCAAAGACAAGAAGAAGAACAAUCGUCGAGCAAAUAACUUGACGAGCGGUCCGCUGUCAAGCAAGGCAGAUGUCUUCGAAGCCAAGGUUGCCAGUGCGGUUGAUGAGGCUGAUGCCUCCGACUCGGAUGAGACCUUCGUUUAUGAAUCCAACCCACCCGAUCCCUAUCCUCCUCGACAAAGCCGAUAUCAUUCCCGCACGCCUAGCGCCACCUCCAUGGCGAGUCAAGUGGACCAACUGGCUGGUCGUGCACGUGGGGGCAUCCGAGAUGGCGCCCACAGUGUGACAGGCAAGCGUAGCAUGAAAUUCACGAACAACACCUACAACAGCAGCGUCGACGGCGAAGCUGCCGAGGCCGAUGGAAACCGAAACCUCUCGAGAGUUGACGCAAGCGGGACGCUGACUCCACGACAUAAUAUUGGCCGUCAUAAUCGCAAUGCAGUGCAUCCGUCCCUUUUUGACGGCGACGCGCCUUUUCCCCAGACUCAGUCUCAGGUCAAAUCUCCGCGGCAUUUUAUUGGGGGUGGAUACCGGCACUCGAGGCACAGCAAUAAUCGCGCUUCUCCCAACUACAAGACUAUCAACCACUCCAAGAAGGCGGGCGAAAUUUACGGAUAUGACUUCGAUGCGGAGGGGGCGGACGACGAACGCACACCCUUGGUGGGAACACCACGCGCCAAUCGCAGCCGUGGCCGGCGGCCGAACAGCGCCAGUUUGCGCCAGAUGGAGUACAUGGCGCAACGACAACGCGGAUAUCUUUCACGAUAUAGCUCAUGUGUGAUUUUCAUCUUGUUGAUGUUGAUAGUCGCGGUUGGUGCUGCUUCGUUCAUCGUUGCGGCCACCAGGCCCUUACUCGAUGUUGAAAUCAUUGCCGUUCAGAACGUGCUCGCCUCGGAACAGGAGAUUAUGCUGGACCUCAAUGUCCAUGCAGUUAACCCGAAUCUUUUCCCUAUGAUGAUUGACGACACCGACUUUAACAUCUUUGCCAAGAGCCGAUAUGUCGGGACAGACAAGCUCUGGCGGGAGCAUGGUCCAGAUGGCGGACUCGACCGCUUUCCGCGCGUGGAACAAAGUCAACGCCGCUGGAAAAUGUCGCAGAUGGUGCGCUGUUUGGGUAGCAUGGACUGUGUGAAGGACGCCAUGUCCGGUGCAUCACAUAUCGACGGCGGCGUUGACAGAGGCACCGAUCCCAUCACGGAUCCCAGUGGGGACCCACAGACAAUGUUACUCGGCCGCGUAUUCCACUUCGACUCGCCCCUAACUUUCGAGGCAUCCCCCUGGAACCACUUGGGCUCCAAUUCCAAGGGCCAAAUCCGUCUCGCGCGACCCGGCAACAAGACCGAAGAAGGCGGCACAGAGCGCUGGGAGCGCGUCCUCCAACACCCUUUUGAGCUGAUCGUCCGCGGCGUGGUGAAGUACCAGCUCCCGCUCAGCUCUCGCUUCCAUUCCGCAUCCGUCAGUGGUAGCGUCAAAGUUGUCCCGGAUGACGAGGACCACAAUACCCCCGAUAAUUCCACCGCGCGCAUCUCCUCACCCAGCAGCUUACGGUCUAUUCGCCUUUUAGCCUCAGACCCUGGCCGUCAUCUUCCAAGGAAAGAAAGCGGCGUAUCUCCACGACCAUUCACCGCAUGA